Messenger RNA from Pecten maximus, 1398 nucleotides. RefSeq lists its product as uncharacterized. The transcript is spliced from 2 exons. Gene Ontology annotation, molecular function: ubiquitin protein ligase activity. The record is from RefSeq and is a predicted model, not a curated record. NCBI's taxonomy places the organism in Eukaryota, Metazoa, Mollusca, Bivalvia, Pectinida, Pectinidae. Gene Ontology annotation, biological process: proteasome-mediated ubiquitin-dependent protein catabolic process; protein polyubiquitination. The coding region runs from base 1 to 1398 and encodes 465 amino acids.
AUGGAUAGUGCGACUCCCCAUCCUAUGUCAGCAAAAUCAUGUACCGAACCAGGACACACCGCACUAGUGAGCGCCUGGUGUCAAAUCUGUCGGACGUUUGUCUGUAUUCAGGGUAUGGUGUCUGAGAAACACGCUGGACAUAUCUUUAUAUCACUAGAGAAAAUAGUUGAUGGACAUCAAGCAGAGAUUGAUCAGAAGAAAAUAGAAAUGCGUAAGAUCGAGGAAAGUCUUGGUGCUGAACUUUUACAUCAGUUGGAAAUAGAGACCAAGUUCAACGCUCGCGUCGAUGAUCUAAACAAUGAGAUUGAUAAGAGAAGUCAACGUUUACACUCUGAUAUUGAAUCCUGGAAGACAAAAACAAAAUCAGCGCUUCAGACGAGGGUUGAGGAAAUCAGGAUACCAAUGAAGGUCCGUCAGGAUCAAAUUAAAGAGGACCAAAAUAAACUACGAGCAGCCCUGGAUCAAUGUAGUCUAGAAAACUACAAGACAUCACUUGUGAUGGCAGAUGAAGCUAUACAGGUCAAACGUCAGUCGUCUGUAUACUUUCCUGCUUGUCUUAUCUUGACAGAAGGCAGCUCCUCGGAGCUUGACAUGGAUACCUUGCUUGGGCACAUUUCCGAUGAAGAAUCGUAUGGGUCUGACUGUGUGUCCGAUAUAAAACCAAAUUCCUUUACUGGUUCUGACAAUACUUCUGAUCUUCACGGACUAUCAAAGACCGAGAGGAAUUCAACGAAGGACCUGAACACUGACAGAAUAUAUUUCGAAGCAAGCCCUGAUGAUGUUGAAAUCCUGAAGGUUUGUCAAUUUAAGGACCCUAAUCAACAAGGUGACGAUAUCAAACUAGCUGCCAGCAGGGAUGGAGUGCAAAAUGGCUGUAGAAUAAAAAAGAAAACCUAUUUCAACUGGAAAACUUUUGUAAAGACAGAACCCCUUCAGACCUUUGGAAUCGGCAUCACAUCUGCGGAUGAUAUAUUAGUUUGCCUGCAAGGAAUUGACUAUGCUGAAAUCGUCAAGUUUUCCCCUACUGGAAACAGACUGCAGAGCAUUCGUUUGGAUGAGGACAAGAAAGAAAUCUUCCACAGACCAAGACAUGUGCUGGAGGUGAUACCAACAGAAGACGUGCUGAUCAUUGAUGAGAAAACGGUGAUAACGCUUGACACGGACGGGAAGGUCAAGAACACCUGGAGAGGUGACCUAGAUGAUGAGGUUAGGAAAGAUAGGAUGACCAAGUUUCAAUCAAUCAGUAUAGCCGUCAAUUCAGAAGGAGAUCUAUUUGUCUUGGACCAAGGCAACAGGCGAAUUAUUGUGUUUGACAAAGCGGGGGAAAAGCUUUCAACCAUGCAUGAUAAUGUCAUGUUGAAAAGACAUGAGGUGUGCAGUAUUCGACACCAAGGAUAA